This is a messenger RNA of Ostertagia ostertagi, 1200 nucleotides long. The record is from the annotation of a GenBank genome assembly. NCBI's taxonomy places the organism in Eukaryota, Metazoa, Nematoda, Chromadorea, Rhabditida, Trichostrongylidae.
AUGUCGCACCGUAAGUUUUCGGCGCCAAGGCACGGUUCUAUGGCCUUCACGCCGAAGAAACGAUCCAGGACCUAUCGAGGAAGAAUAAAGGCUUUCCCAAAGGAUGAUCCUUCGAAGCCUAUCCAUCUGACCGCGUUCCUUGGCUACAAAGCUGGCAUGACCCACAUCGUCCGUGAUGUCGAUAAGCCAGGAUCAAAGGUAAACAAGAAAGAAGUCGUCGAGGCUGUUACCAUUAUCGAGACCCCACCGAUGGUCAUUGUUGGCAUCGUUGGAUACAUUGAUACUCCUCGUGGCCCUCGUCCCUUCAAAUCGGUCUUCGCCGAGCAUCUCAGUGAAGAUUGUCGCCGUCGUUUCUACAAGAACUGGUGCAAGUCUAAAAAGAAGGCCUUCACCAAGUACGCAAAGAAAUGGAUGGACGAGGACGGUAGGAAGGUGAUUGAGUCUGACCUCAACAAAAUGAAGAAGUACUGCUCUUCAAUCCGUGUUGUUGCCCACACUCAGAUGAAGAUCCUCAACCGCAAGCAGAAGAAAGCACAUCUUGUCGAGAUCCAAAUUAAUGGAGGAACCAUCGCUGAGAAGGUCGAUUGGGCCAAGGAACACCUCGAGAAACAGGUCCCCAUCGACACUGUCUUCUCCCAGGAUGAAAUGAUUGACACCAUUGGUGUUACCAAGGGUCAUGGAUUCAAGGGAGUAACAAGCAGAUGGGGAACCAAGAAGCUUCCGCGUAAAACCCACAAGGGUCUCCGUAAGGUUGCUUGUAUUGGAGCGUGGCAUCCUUCUCGAGUUGCGUUCACUGUUGCUCGAGCUGGUCAAAAGGGAUUCCAUCACCGAACUCACAUCAACAACAAAGUUUAUAGAAUUGGACGUUCAUGCCUUACACCUGAGGGCAAAAACAAUGGUGCCACUGAGUUCGAUCUCACCGAGAAGAGCAUUAACCCAAUGGGAGGCUUCCCGCGUUACGGUCUCGUGAACCAAGACUACGUUAUGCUUCGUGGUGCCGUCCUCGGACCCAAGAAGCGUCUCAUCACACUUAGAAAGUCUCUGGUUGUUCAAACCAAGAGAUUCGCUCAUGAGAAGAUAAACAUGAAAUGGAUCGACACCAGCUCCAAAACUGGACACGGACGAUUCCAAACUACCGCUGAGAAGAAGGCGUUCAUGGGCAAACUCAAGAAAGAUUUCCUUGCAGAGAGCAAAGCCUAA